This is a messenger RNA of Bemisia tabaci, 2246 nucleotides long. Lineage: Eukaryota; Metazoa; Arthropoda; Insecta; Hemiptera; Aleyrodidae. The record is from RefSeq and is a predicted model, not a curated record.
AUGCCACAGUGCGUCACAAAGUUGAAUGAACUUCUCGUGGAAGAUGCUCACUCAGUCGUAGUGGCAUUGACUCGUAUUAAUCUAGCAUAUUUUCAUCUAUCAAGGUAUUUAAAUCUCAUCCAUAUCCGUUUGCUGGCCAAUGAAUGGAGGUAUUUUUGGAAGCUUUGACGAGAAUCCGUGCGUCCUCCACUUUUUCCGCGUACGGCCGGAAUCUCACUAACCGACUUGCGAGGAUUCCGCCCCUCAUAGAGACCUCAACCCCAAACUCCCCCAAAUUGGCACGAACGACGUCCAACUUCACAAAUGGGAAGUUCCAACCAAUACGCCGAAACCAAAUCCGUUUGUCAUCAUCAUCAUCAUCACCAUCAUCUCCGGUGACGCUGAGCAGUAUCCGAGCAUUGAAAGAGCGUCGCGAGAAGAUCGCCAUGCUGACCACCUACGACGCGACCUUCGCGGAGGCGGCCAGCCGGGCGGGCGUGGAGGUGCUCCUGGUUGGGGACACCUUGGGCAUGGUCCUGCAAGGCCAUGACUCCACGCUGCCAGUUACCGUGGAGGACAUCGCCUAUCACACGGCCUGCGUUAGACGUGGCAAUACGGGAGCCAUGAUUGUUGCUGAUCUGCCGUUCAUGAGCUACGCUACCAUUGAGCAGGCUCUUGUCCAUGCCAGACGUCUGAUGCAAUCCGGGGCGCACAUGGUGAAGUUGGAGGGGGGGACCUGGGUCACUGAGACGGUGAGACGACUGACGGAGAACGGUGUUCCGGUCUGUGUCCACAUGGGCAUGACACCCCAAUCGGUCAACGUCUUUGGGGGGUUUAAGGUUCAAGGCCGAGAUCCGGCGCGCGCGCAAGAGCUAAAGGACUCAGCUUUGAAGGUGGAAGCUGCGGGUGCGGCCAUGAUCGUCUUGGAAUGUGUGCCAUGGGAUUUGGCCGAGGAGAUCACCCGGGUGGCCGACGUGCCGGUCAUCGGGACCGGCGCAGGGCCCGGCACUGACGGCCAAGUCCUCGUCCUCCAUGAUAUGCUUGGUCUCCCCCUACGUGGGCUCAUUCCAAGCUUCGUCCGCAACUUCCUCACCGGAACCAGCAUCCAAGCGGCCCUCCGUGCCUACGUGGAAGCCGUGAAGGACAACAGCUACCCUGCUCCAAAACGAAAGGACCCCGGUCUACGCACCUUGGGCACCGUCAGGGACGUCCGCGCUGCCGUAACCGCUGCCCGACGGGACGGCCGGCGCGUGGCUCUUGUACCGACGAUGGGCGGCCUCCACGCCGGUCACAUCGCCAUGGUCAAGACAGCUAGGAAGGUCAGCGACUUCGUCGUCACGAGUGUCUUCGUCAACCCGCUCCAAUUCGGUGACGACGAGGACCUGCAGCGCUAUCCGCGGACAUUGGAGGAGGAUGAGCGGCUGUUGGCGGAUGCUGGGUGUGAUGUCCUGUUCGCGCCGUCUGUCGAAGAGAUGUACCCGGAAGGGAUGGAGGCGGUUACGCGGGUCGUUGUGCCGGGCGUUUCUGAAGGUCUUUGUGGCGCCCAGCGACCCGGCCACUUCGACGGUGUGACAACGGUGGUGACGAAACUAUUAAACAUGGUCCAGCCGGACCUUGCCGUGUUCGGCGAAAAGGACUACCAGCAGCUAGUGGUCGUCCGGAAACUGGUGAGGGAUCUCAACCUCCCCGUCGAGAUCAUCGCCCAACCCACGAUCCGCGAACCGGAUGGCCUAGCGAUGUCAUCCCGCAACCGGUUCCUGGACAGAUCUCGAUCACUCCGUCUGUUCGAUACGCUGAGGAGGCUGGCCUCUGAAAUCAGCAAGGGUGCACAGCCGGAGGCCUUGAUGUCUAAAGCGGUGGAGGACUUGGAGGCUGAAGGCGUGAGGGUUGAUUACUUAGAGUUGCGACGGCAAGAUACUCUAUUGCCCGCACAACCUGAGGAUCGGGCGCUGGUGCUACUUAUUGCUGUUCGAGUGGGAACGACUCGACUCAUCGAUUCUUAUCCGUUCGAACGAUCGGGUUGCGCUUGAAACGGGUUCAUUUAGCGUGACGUAAUGACGACUGACCAACAGAGCCCGCUGAUGAAACGUGCUAAAAGUUAAAGACUGAUCAACGGGAAAUCAACCGAUGGCUCUUCAGUGACAGCGAGAUUGAUCAAUAGAACUUCAUUUUGCAAUUAGGAACUACCAUUCUUGGCUCAUCCGUAAAAAAUGUAUGCACAUAGGGAACCUGGUGUUACAUAUAUUGAUUCUAAACUGAGCCCGAAA